AUGAUAAAGUCGGUGGUCGUCGUCAACACUCAAGGAAAACCAAGAAUUGUUCGUUUUUAUGAUGGAACAACCCAUGUAUAUAAACCUUAUUUCUUGUCUGAUCUGCCUAUACACCGCAGCCACAAGAAAAACAACAACAUACAUUUUGCUACUCUUUUCUUUAUCUUUGUGACGGAUAACCUCGAGAGCGAAUUGGGUAUACUUGACCUCAUACAGGUAUUUGUUCAAGUAUUGGAUGCAUGCUUUGAGAAUGUUUGCGAACUUGAUCUUGUCUUCCAUUAUGACAAGAUAAAUUAUAUAUUAGAUGAAAUAAUUGUAGGAGGUAAGAAACUUAAUAAUUAA
This is a messenger RNA of Eimeria maxima, 342 nucleotides long. Its product is annotated as adaptor-related protein complex 3, sigma 2 subunit, putative. Lineage: Eukaryota; Apicomplexa; Conoidasida; Eucoccidiorida; Eimeriidae. Gene Ontology annotation, cellular component: intracellular membrane-bounded organelle. The record is from RefSeq and is a predicted model, not a curated record. The transcript has 5 exons. Gene Ontology annotation, biological process: protein transport; vesicle-mediated transport. The coding region runs from base 1 to 342 and encodes 113 amino acids.